Cyclopterus lumpus (lumpfish) is the source of this 2720-nucleotide messenger RNA. It is a transcript of the gene bpnt2, whose product is annotated as 3'(2'), 5'-bisphosphate nucleotidase 2. The coding region runs from base 670 to 1704 and encodes 344 amino acids. NCBI's taxonomy places the organism in Eukaryota, Metazoa, Chordata, Actinopteri, Perciformes, Cyclopteridae. The record is from RefSeq and is a predicted model, not a curated record. Gene Ontology annotation, biological process: phosphatidylinositol phosphate biosynthetic process. Gene Ontology annotation, cellular component: endomembrane system. The transcript is spliced from 8 exons. Gene Ontology annotation, molecular function: 3'-nucleotidase activity.
ACCGUGCUUUGCGAGAAGCGGACUUUUGAAUUGGAACAGUACUUGGGCCGCGACUGGUGACGUUUCACAAGUCCACAGAACACAAGUACGGACAAGAACGCAUAUUGAGAAACGGCCAAAAUCAAACCCACACUGAUGACGACACCAGCGAUAACCCGGAUAAGAAGCAGGCAGCCCGUGACCCCUCCUCGGUGUGUACGUAAGGAGGGCAGCAAUGACGGAACAGAGGUGUGAUUGUUCCGCUUCGCCCCCCACACCAGCGAGCUCCCGGCCCGCGUCAGCGCGUUAACGAGGAGAAGAAAGAGCGCAGUCAAGCGGCCCGACUAACGGAAUGUCGGUGCGGCGCUCGGUUAUUCGGGAGACUUUGACAGACCGCCGGUGCUGAACGGGCAGCCAAGCUAAUCGAAAUUAGCCCCCGUGCGUCAGGGGUUCCGCGAGGCUGCGGCCGCUCGCUCCAUGACUGUCGACGUGCUCUUCAGAAACAGGGACGCCAGGUGCGAAGCGGCGAGUGAACGCGCGAGCUGCCUGCUGCUGUGACGGCCACGUCGGCUGACGUGAGCGUAUCGCCGCAGCUAUCUCUGCUCGGUCGUUUUUGCGAGCACUUCUGUCCUCGGGUUUUUGUUUUUUUUGUCAUAUUAUCCAUAAAAAACUUCUAAAGGGGUGUCUCCGAUGGCUCCGAUGGGUGUCCGACUGUCUCCGCUCGGCGUGGCGGUGUUCUGCCUCCUUGGAGUCGGCGUCAUCUACCACCUGUACUCGGGGGUCAUCUCAAGCCGCUGGGCCGCUUUCAGACAGGGGAGCAAAGUGGAUCUGAGGGACCUGCUGGCGGUCUCGGUGGAGGCCGCGGUGCUCGGAGGCACAGAGGUGAAGAAGGUGCGCGAUGAAAACGGCCUGAAGGAGAAGUCGAAGGGCAAGACGAGGGAGGGAGUCGAUGAGCUUCUAACCAUGGGUGACCUGCAGUCUCAUAGAAAGAUGUUUAACCUCAUCAGCAACACCUUCCCCGAUGUCACGGUGAACAGCGAGGAGCAUGACAACAUGGUGGACAAGGCCGCGUCCUGGAGCCGGGACAUUCCCGCCGACAUACUGGACAAGAUCGAGGGGGGCAAGAUCGUCCCCGCCGAGAGCGUCACCGUGUGGAUCGACCCUCUGGACGCCACACAGGAGUACACAGAGAAUCUGGUGAAGUAUGUGACCACAAUGGUGUGUGUGGCCGUAGAUGGUAAACCAGUCAUUGGGGUCAUACACCAGCCGUUCACUGACUUCACUGCCUGGGCGUUUGUAGGUCAGGGGUCCAACAUGAGUCCCCGUGCGUCCUACAGUGACAGCCCUCCGAAGGCGAUUGUAUCACGGUCCCACUCCGGGAAAGUUAAAGGCUUUGUUCAGGAUGCUUUUGGAAAUGGCACAACCAUCAUAGAAGCAGGUGGAGCAGGGUAUAAAGUCCUGUCACUUCUGGACAUGCCUUCCAGUGAAACCGGUUCUAUGGACCAAGCAGACGUUUACAUCCACGUCACCUUUAUUAAGAAAUGGGACAUCUGCGCUGGUGCUGCAUUACUCAAUGCACUGGGGGGCCACAUGACGACGCUAAAGGGAGAGGCCAUUGACUACAGUGGAGCGCCGCUCAACAAGGGAGGCCUGGUGGCCAGCGUUGGUGUGGACCACCCGGCCUUACUGGAGAGACUGCCCAACUUGGAUCCUGAGAAGCACUGAGACGCAUAAGGACAGAGCCAUUGGCAGUUCAGUCAGGUUGUGGAAAGGCAACAUGUGGCAGCGCCUGGGACUGGGACCAUUUCACCAAACAUCUCCCGAUCGGAUGGGUUGGAGUCACCGUCGCGGGCCACCGAGCAGGACUGUGCGGGAACCAACAUGGCUGCUGCUAGACACUGCAAUGGCUGAACCAAUGGCUCUGAACUCGCACUCCUGGACAUGCAACUAUAUUUGCAGCUGGGAGAAACGGUACCCCUUCCUCUCCACAUGCACACAAACACAGGCUCAGAGAGAGCACCGGAGUCCCUUACCCCUCACGACUCUGUCAGACCGAGCAGCACAAAGCGGGACGUUACAGCGGAACCCAUGAAGGGCCUGACGGGACUUUAAGACAUCGACAUCACGCGAGAGUCCAGUGAAAACGCAGGAUGAAGGGCGGGGUAGCAUUAAGGUCACAUCGGCUGGUUCAGUUUGUGAAACCACCAGGGUAGCUUGUGAUAACAACCCCUUUGUUCACCAGCAUCGGUACACCGCAAUAGUCCACCUCACAGUCUUACAGUGCUUCAACAGCUACAGCUGCUUCAAAGUUGUCAUGUGAGAAGGAGCAUUUCAACUUUGGACUGACGGAGAACACUGACUUACAUUUACCAAGUCGCCGCGGUUUCUGUUAAUUGGACUUGUGCACACGGCCUCUCAGCCUCUGGUGCAAGAGGACCCAGCUAGUGUAUUUUGUUUUUCAAACAUUGAUCUUCACUUCAAGAAAAUGUAUUUCAGAAAAUCUAAUUUUGGACUGGGCAUUGUGGAGUAUAUCAAAUCUGUCUUCAGUGACAACCACACAUUGGAUGUUAGUUAGUUGACAUAUUAGCCUGAGAGGGUUUACAAAAAGGUCAACUCCUAAAAAUGUAUGAAUUAGGCCAACUCAAAACGAUAGUGAAUCAAUUAGAUUUACUCUAGAUUUUUCUCAUUUUUUUUAUCCUUAAAAAUUAAAAAAUUUCGUGUGUGUAUUUCCCACAAACAUA